CUUCGAUGGCACACGCGUCUUGCUGGUUUGUGUGUGGUUUAGAUAAACGAGCACUCUGGGCAGCUUCAGGCACCACACAGGCACACACACCCCAGCAGCUAGCGUGACGCUCCUGCCAUGCCAAUCUACUUCAAUUCAUCGCCACGAUGAAAUCAGCUGCGGUGGUGGCCAUGCUGGCCGCGGCCAUAUUGGCCGUGUUCGCGCGCACCGAGCAGUGCGGUUCGCAGGCCGGCGGGGCGACGUGCCCCGACUGCCUCUGCUGCAGCCGCUUCGGCUUCUGCGGCUCCACCUCCGACUACUGCGGCUCCGGCUGCCAAAGCCAAUGCAGCGGCUGCUCCAGCGUCGUUACGCCGGCCCCAGCCCCCUCCGGCGGCAGCGCUUUGUCCUCCGUCGUGUCGCGGUCGCUCUUCGACAAGAUGCUGCUGCACCGCAAUGACGCGGCGUGCCCGGCCAAGGGGUUCUACACCUACGACGCCUUCGUGGCCGCUGCAAACUCCUUCCUCGGCUUCGCCACCACGGGAGGCAUGGACAUUAGGAAGCGCGAGGUGGCCGCCUUCCUGGCCCAGACCUCCCACGAGACCACCGGCGGGGGGCCCACAUCACCCGACGGCCCAUACUCAUGGGGAUACUGCUUCAAGCAGGAGAUAGCCAGAUUAGACUACUGCACGCCGAGCUCGCAGUGGCCGUGCGCGGCGGGGAAGAAGUACUACGGCCGCGGACCCAUCCAGAUCACCUACAACUACAACUACGGGCCGGCGGGCCAAGCCAUCGGCAACGACCUGCUGGGAGACCCGGACCUCGUGGCCACGGACGCGACUGUGUCGUUCAGGACGGCGUUGUGGUUCUGGAUGACGGCGCAGGCACCAAAUCCGUCCAGCCAUGACGUUAUCACGGGCCGGUGGCAGGCGGCCGGGAAUCUGUCGGGGUUCGGCAUGAUCACCAACAUCAUCAACGGCGAGCUCGAGUGCGGCCGCGGGCAGGACAACCGCGCCGUCGCCGACAGGAUCGGGUUUUACAAGCGCUACUGCGACCUCCUCGGCGUCAGCUACGGCGACAACUUGGACUGCUACAACCAGAGGCCGCUUCACAGAAGGGAAGCCACAAUCGGAACGCCAAUAGGCUCGCCGCCAGCCACAUCACCAGUUCUAUGGAGGACUGAGACAUCGCCGAAGAAGAGGGCUGGAAUAUAUGUAAUAGCAGGCACCUCAAGCCUAGUUGGCGUAUGUUUAUUUAUCCUCGCAUUGUUUCUAUGGUAUAAGAAAUACUACAGAAAUUUGUCCUGCCAAAGGGGAUCAAAGAACACACCGAGGAUCGAAUCCUUCCUAGAAAAGGAAGCAGCUUCAUAUCCCAAAAGAUACACUUACUCAGAAGUGAGAAGAAUGACUAACUCUUUUGCUCACAAGCUUGGCCAAGGUGGCUUUGGAGCCGUCUAUAGAGGCAAAUUCCCAGAUGGCCGUGAGAUAGCAGUGAAGAUGCUCAAAGAUACAAAGGGUGAUGGGGAGGAAUUCAUGAAUGAGGUGGCUAGCAUUAGCAGAACCUCUCAUAUCAAUGUCGUCACGCUCUUAGGGUUCUGCUUGCGAGGGUCAAAAAGAGCUCUCAUCUACGAGUACAUGAUCAAUGGCUCACUUGAGAGAUACACUUUUGGCAACAGCUCUGUUCAAAAUCCUAACGCCCUAAGCUGGGAGAGGCUCUUUGACAUUGUACUUGGCAUAGCUCGAGGGCUUGAGUACCUUCAUCAGGGGUGCAACACUCGCAUUGUACAUUUUGAUAUCAAGCCUCAAAACAUUCUACUGGACGAAGAAUUUUGUCCAAAGAUAUCUGAUUUUGGGUUAGCCAAAUUGUGCCAGCAAAAGGAAAGCAAAAUCUCUAUCGGUGGAGCAAGAGGAACGGUAGGGUACAUAGCACCAGAGGUUUUCUCAAGGCAGUACGGAGCUGUGAGCAGCAAGUCUGAUGUGUAUGGUUAUGGAAUGGUGGUUCUUGAGAUGGUUGGAGCAAAGAACCAAAUCAAUGUUAGUACAGACAAUAGCACCAAAUAUUUUCCUCAGUGGAUAUAUGACAACUUUGAUGAGUUCUGUGGCACCACAUGUGAGAUUGUUAGUAGCGAGCCAACGGAGCUGUUGAGAAAGAUGACUAUAGUUGGGUUGUGGUGCAUUCAGCUAACACCCACGGAUCGACCAUCCAUGAGCAAAGUCCUUGACAUGUUGGAAAGCAACAGCGAGGACUUGCAACUGCCACCAAAAGCAUAUUGAUGUAAACAAGAAUAAGCAUCUUAAGGCAAAGUCCUUGGCUCUAAAUACGUUAACUUUAUAGUUUGUACAGUUAUCAGUUAUUACCAACAAUGAUGAUUUUCUUAGCAUUGUUGCCGUCCUGGUUGAA
Messenger RNA from Brachypodium distachyon (stiff brome), 2376 nucleotides. Its product is annotated as rust resistance kinase Lr10. Lineage: Eukaryota; Viridiplantae; Streptophyta; Magnoliopsida; Poales; Poaceae. The record is from RefSeq and is a predicted model, not a curated record. Gene Ontology annotation, molecular function: chitin binding; protein kinase activity; chitinase activity. Gene Ontology annotation, biological process: chitin catabolic process; cell wall macromolecule catabolic process; protein phosphorylation. Bases 147 to 2249 code for a protein of 700 amino acids. The transcript is spliced from 3 exons.